Heterobasidion irregulare TC 32-1 is the source of this 508-nucleotide messenger RNA. RefSeq lists its product as uncharacterized. The transcript has a single exon. The record is from RefSeq and is a predicted model, not a curated record. The coding region runs from base 65 to 226 and encodes 53 amino acids. Lineage: Eukaryota; Fungi; Basidiomycota; Agaricomycetes; Russulales; Bondarzewiaceae.
UCGAGGGAGGCGAUUCCGUGCAAGGACAACGGCUGGAAAGUUAAGCAUACAAUAAGUAUUGGGUAUGAAGAAGUCGUCACAAGCACAUAUAUCGAGAAGGCCGUGCAGAGCAAGCACGCGAGCAAGCGAUCCAAAUAAAAAACAUCCAGCAAAGCGAGUCGGCGUGCGAGAACAGAAGGAACGAAGUGAGGAAUGCGGAAUGCGAAGUAAGCGCCGGGAAACAUAGACUACAACGAGCAACUUCCGACCGAGAUCUGGAGAAACAAUCACAAAAAAAAAACAAGUAAACGGUAUAGGUCGACGACGCUGGACACAAAAAACAGUCGUCGGCGGCCAGAACGGCAGUCCGGUAGCAUAACGGCAUCGAGUGAUCAUGAGCGCAAAGAAACGAGCCUGCGCAUUAGGGAUACAGUUAUCAACUUCCAAUCCCUCCUCCUCCCCCGCCGUGUGCCACCGGCCUACGACGCGACCUGGCCCUGGUACUUCCGAAUCAAAUCCCGCAACCGCG